Messenger RNA from Cyclocybe aegerita, 351 nucleotides. The record is from the annotation of a GenBank genome assembly. Lineage: Eukaryota; Fungi; Basidiomycota; Agaricomycetes; Agaricales; Hemipholiotaceae.
AUGUCCGAGGGCAAAUCUCAUCCAAGCGGGCCCGACGACUCUCCUAAACAGCUCAUUACUGAAGCGGAGACUGCGAUCCAUGAAGCUGAGCGAGAAAUUUCUCAUGUAUCACAGCUGGUUGAGGAGUACCCCUUACUGUUGGGUGGCGAGGACGUGGCUGAGCUCCUCGAACGGCUCGCAAGCGCAGACACGAUGGCCCAGGGCAUGGAAUCUAAACUGGAUAACGUCAUAAACGACCUCGACACUCUCCUGUCAAUCCUUGGAGUCGAGGAGGAGAGGGCCAAGCAGGAGGGAGAGAGUGAUGCUUCCACAAGCAAAGCUGAGGAUCAUCAUGGUGAGGACGCAGCAUAA